AUGUUCCUGCCAUCCAAGAUGAAAGCCUUGGUUACGACCAAAGACAAAAAGACCGAGAUACAGGAGGUGCCCCUUCCUACGCUCGACAAGGACGAGGUUCUUAUUCGUACGCUUGCAGUCACCAUCAACCCUACCGACUGGAAGCAUGUCGCCCUGAUAUCUGGCCCUGGCAAACAGGUUGGAUGCGACUUUGUCGGCAUUGUCGAAGAGCUUGGUCCUCAAGUCAAGAACAGCUCGCUUAGCAAAGGUGAUCGCGUGGCUGGUUUCGUGCACGGCGGUUUGGAUCCUGAUCGAGGCAGCUUUGCCGAGUUUCUCAAAACCAACAGCGAGAUUGUUGCUACCAUUCCGGACAAUGUGGACGACCUGACAGCUGCCUCGCUGGGGAUUUCCGGAGAGACUGCGGUUCAAGCACUAUUCCACAGACUGGCGAUCCCCGUGCCAGAUUUGUCCAAUGCUCCCAUCAAGGUGACAGAUGAUUCGCCAGAGAUCCUGAUCUGGUCCGGAAGCACAAGUGUCGGUCAAUGGGCCAUUCAAAUUGCUCAUAUUUCUGGUUACAAGGUCAUCACCACCGCAAGUCCCAGAAAUCACGAGAUGCUCAAGGAGCUUGGUGCAGACGAUCUGUACGACUACCGCGACGAAACAACCCCUCAGAAGAUUGCUGCAAAGUAUCCCAACCUAAGCAAGGCGCUCGACUGCAUCUCGGAGAACGGCACACAGCAGCUCUGCGUCAAAUCCCUCGGUGCAGAGGACGGUGACAUUGUCGUACUCCUCAAGCCAGACAAGGAGGCUAUCAAUUUGCGCAAAGGCCAAAUUAACAUCAUCCACACUCUCGUCUAUACCGCUCUUGGUCGUCCAUUCAGUUACGGAAGAGCUGUCUAUGAUCAAGAUCGUGUCACGGCCGACUCUGAGCUCAUGAAGGAAUGGCUGAACGGCAAUCAGGGUCACUUUUAUCAUUUAUUCAAACAAGGCCUCUUGCGCGGCAACAGGAUCAAGGAGAUGCCUGGAGGCCUGGAAGGCAUUCCAGAGGGUCUCAAGUACGUACAGGAAGGCAAGGCUUCCGCCGAGAAGCUGGUGCACAGAAUCAGCUCGUGA
Messenger RNA from Mycosarcoma maydis (corn smut), 1092 nucleotides. RefSeq lists its product as uncharacterized. Lineage: Eukaryota; Fungi; Basidiomycota; Ustilaginomycetes; Ustilaginales. The coding region runs from base 1 to 1092 and encodes 363 amino acids. The record is from RefSeq and is a predicted model, not a curated record. The transcript has a single exon. Gene Ontology annotation, molecular function: oxidoreductase activity, acting on NAD(P)H.